GAAGUUGGCGCAUGCGCCUGAGGCUGACGGGUUUGAAAUGGCUUCGGUGUUAACCGGGACCCGACUCAGGUGAAGGUCUGGUCCGUGCGGCUGGAACGGCAGGCAGCCAAGCCGGGAUUCUUAACAUCCUAUCGGAUCCGCGGAGGGACCGGGGACGGACGUUUUGGUAGCACGGCGGCCGCGGUCCGGCGACGAUCGCUGCUAUAGAAGACAAACAAGCGAAGGUUUUUUUCCCCUUGCAUCAUGGCUCAGUUUGGAGGACAGAAGAAUCCGCCAUGGGCUACUCAGUUUACAGCCACUGCGGUAUCACAGCCAGCUGCACUGGGUGUUCAGCAACCAUCACUCCUUGGAGCAUCUCCUACCAUUUAUACACAGCAAACUGCAUUGGCAGCAGCAGGACUUACCACACAAACCCCAGCAAACUAUCAAUUAACUCAGACUGCAGCAUUGCAGCAACAGGCCGCAGCUGCAGCAGCUGCAUUGCAACAGCAAUAUUCACAACCUCAGCAGGCCUUGUAUAGUGUACAACAACAGUUACAGCAACCCCAGCAGACCCUUUUAACACAGUCACCUGUGGGACUCCCUACAAGCCUUAGCCUGUCUACUCCUCAGCCUGCGGCACAGAUAACUGUAUCAUAUCCAACACCAAGGUCCAGUCAGCAGCAAACCCAACCUCAGAAGCAGCGUGUUUUCACUGGGGUUGUUACAAAGCUACAUGAUACUUUUGGAUUUGUGGAUGAAGAUGUGUUCUUUCAGCUUAGUGCUGUCAAAGGGAAAACCCCCCAAGUUGGUGACAGAGUAUUGGUGGAAGCUACUUAUAAUCCUAAUAUGCCUUUUAAAUGGAAUGCACAAAGAAUUCAAACACUACCAAAUCAGAAUCAAUCCCAAACCCAACCUUUACUGAAGACUCCUCCUGCCGUACUUCAGCCAAUCACACCACAGACAACAUUUGGCGUUCAGGCUCAGCCCCAGCCCCAGUCACUGCUACAGGCACAGAUUUCAGCAGCUUCUAUUACACCACUAUUGCAGACUCAGCCACAGCCCUUAUUGCAGCAACCACAGCAGAAAGAUUUUACUCCUAUGGAUCCCAGUUGUGACAUGAUGGAACUAAGGCGCCGUUAUCAGAAUUUAUAUAUACCUAGUGACUUUUUUGAUGCUCAGUUUACAUGGGUGGAUGCUUUCCCUUUGUCAAGACCAUUUCAGCUGGGAAAUUACUGCAAUUUCUAUGUAAUGCACAGAGAAGUAGACUCCUUAGAAAAAAAUGUGGCCAUUCUUGAUCCGCCAGAUGCUGACCACUUAUACAGUGCAAAGGUAAUGCUGAUGGCUAGCCCUAGUAUGGAAGAUUUGUAUCAUAAGUCAUGUGCUCUUGCUGAAGACCCACAAGAACUUCGAGAUGGUUUUCAACAUCCUGCUAGACUUGUUAAGUUUUUAGUGGGCAUGAAAGGCAAGGAUGAAGCCAUGGCCAUUGGAGGCCACUGGUCUCCUUCGUUGGAUGGACCAGACCCAGAAAAAGACCCCUCUGUGUUGAUUAAGACUGCUAUUCGUUGUUGUAAGGCUCUGACAGGCAUUGAUCUAAGUGUAUGCACACAAUGGUACCGUUUUGCAGAGAUUCGCUACCAUCGCCCUGAGGAGACCCACAAGGGGCGUACAGUUCCAGCUCAUGUGGAGACAGUGGUUUUAUUUUUCCCGGAUGUUUGGCAUUGCCUUCCCACCCGCUCAGAGUGGGAAACCCUCUCCCGAGGAUACAAGCAGCAGCUGGUCGAGAAGCUUCAGGGUGAACGCAAGGAGGCUGAUGGAGAACAGGAUGAAGAAGAGAAGGAUGAUGGUGAAGCUAAAGAAAUUUCCACUCCUACCCAUUGGUCUAAACUUGAUCCAAAGACAAUGAAGGUAAAUGACCUCCGAAAAGAAUUAGAAAGUCGAACUCUUAGCUCCAAAGGAUUAAAAUCCCAGUUAAUAGCUCGAUUGACAAAACAGCUUAAAGUAGAAGAACAAAAAGAAGAACAGAAGGAAUUAGAGAAAUCUGAAAAAGAAGAGGAAGAGGAGGAUGAUAGGAAAUCUGAAGAUGAUAAAGAGGAAGAAGAAAGAAAACGUCAAGAGGAAAUGGAACGCCAGCGCCGGGAAAGAAGAUAUAUUUUGCCUGAUGAACCAGCGAUUGUUGUACAUCCAAAUUGGGCAGCAAAAAGCGGCAAGUUUGAUUGUAGCAUCAUGUCUUUGAGUGUCCUUUUGGACUACAGAUUAGAGGAUAAUAAAGAACAUUCAUUUGAGGUUUCAUUGUUUGCCGAACUUUUCAAUGAAAUGCUUCAAAGAGAUUUUGGUGUCAGAAUAUACAAGUCAUUACUAUCUCUUCCUGAGAAAGAGGACAAAAAAGAAAAAGAUAAGAAAAGCAAAAAAGAUGAGAGAAAAGAUAAAAAAGAAGAAAGAGAUGAUGAAACCGAUGAGCCAAAACCCAAAAGGAGAAAGUCAGGAGAUGAUAAAGAUAAAAAGGAAGACAGAGAUGAAAGGAAGAAAGAAGAUAAAAGGAAAGAUGAUUCUAAAGAUGAUGAUGAAACAGAAGAAGAUAAUAAUCAAGAUGAGUAUGAUCCAAUGGAAGCAGAAGAGGCUGAGGAUGAAGAAGAUGAUCGGGAUGAGGAAGAAAUGAACAAGCGAGAUGAUAAAAGAGAUAUGAACAGGUACUGCAAGGAGAGGCCCUCUAAAGAUAAGGAAAAAGAGAAGACUCAGAUGAUCACAAUUAACAGAGAUCUAUUAAUGGCUUUUGUUUAUUUUGAUCAAAGCCAUUGUGGUUACCUUCUUGAAAAGGAUUUGGAAGAAAUACUUUAUACUCUUGGACUACAUCUCUCUCGGGCUCAGGUAAAGAAGCUUCUUAAUAAAGUAGUGCUUCGUGAAUCUUGCUUUUACCGGAAAUUGACAGAUACCUCAAAAGAUGAAGAAAACCAUGAAGAGUCUGAAUCAUUGCAUGAAGAUAUGUUAGGAAACAGGUUAUUACUUCCAACACCAACAGUAAAGCAGGAAUCAAAGGAUAUGGAAGAAAAUGUUGGCCUUAUUGUGUACAAUGGUGCAAUGGUGGAUGUAGGAAGCCUCUUGCAAAAAUUGGAAAAGAGUGAAAAAGUAAGAGCUGAAGUAGAACAGAAGCUGCAGUUACUAGAAGAAAAAACAGAUGAAGAUGAAAAAACCAUAUUAAAUUUGGAGAAUUCCAACAAAAGCCUCUCUGGUGAACUCAGAGAAGUUAAAAAGGAUCUUAGUCAGUUACAAGAAAACUUAAAGAUUUCAGAAAACCUGAACUUGCAAUUUGAAAACCAACUGAAUAAGACAAUCCGAAACUUAUCUACAGUAAUGGAUGAAAUCCACACUGUCCUCAAGAAGGAUAAUGUAAAGAAUGAAGACAAAGAUCAGAAAUCCAAGGAGAAUGGUGCAAGUGUAUGAUAGAAUUUGUGUAAUGAUGGGAAAUGGUGUUAAAUAAUGUAAUAUAUAAAAUCACGAUACAAGAGUGUUUGAAGGUGAUGCAUGUUUAAUUUUAGUAGUAUAUCUGUUAGUUCAAAUGAUGUAUAAAGUUUUAUGAAUGUGAGUCUUUGCUUUUGGAAAUUGCUUGUAAUUCCUAGCAUUCAAAUUAUUAAACACUCCUUGAGUGAAAUAAUUUUGCAUUGCAAAAUGUUUUAGGAUGAACUUUGUUAUAGUUUUAACCCCAAUAAAGUUCAUCGAUUUAAUUGAUAGUAGUAUUUAAUUACCAAAUGUCUUUUAUUAAAAUGCCUGGAAACUUUUAAUUUUAUUUACAGAAUUAUUAUUAGGUUUUAAAUUUUUUCAGUCCAUCUUUUAAAAUUUCAGUAUAAAUCAUAAAACAGCAUGCUGCUUAAUUUUGCAAGUUUUGUAAACGAUAAGUUUUUUUUACUCAUCACCAAAAAAUUCCAUCUAAUUAUCAGUCUCUAAAAGCAUUCAUUAAAAAUUCAGUUGAUCUAAAACUAAGGAAGCAAUAGACAAUUAGUACUGUUAUUGUAUAUGUUAGGCUUUACAUAAAAUUAAUAGUUUUGAUGUUAAUGUUAUGCUUUCAAUUAAUUGUUCUACUUUCCCAGAAUAGCCCUUAUAUUGUUUAAUUUUGAGGGUUAAAAAAAAAAAGUAUGUCAAAUGUACAGUUUAGUACCAAGCCAGUAGAUGUCAGUAUGAUGCCUUAAGUCUUCUUUAAUUAAAAAUAACUUUUUUUAUUAGCCUCUGUACUUCCUUCAGAAUUUUAUUGCACACUCAACAGUUGACUAACUGUUGAGUGAAAAAGAUAGGAAAUGUGAUGUACCCUAAAAUAGUGGUUCUCAAUAGGGGGUGAAUUUAUCCCACAGAGGACAUUUGGCAAUAUCUGGAGACGUUUUUAGGUGUCACAAUUGGGUGGGUGCUGCUGGCCUCUAGUUGGUAGAAGCCAUGGAUGUCCUAAACAUCCUAUGUUGCAAAGAACAGCCCCCACAAAAAAGGAAUUAUCCAGCCCAAAAUGUCGUUAGAGUUCAGGUUGAGAAAUCCUGCUGUAAAGGAAUAUAUGGUUAAAUGACAUUUUGUCUUUCAAGUUAUAUUAGCAAAAACUUAAUUGAAUCUAUAGCAGAUGACUAGGUCUUUUUGCAUUUAAAUAAUCCUUACUAGAAUGUGUUACUGUCAUAAAAAUAUAUGCUGUAUUAGAGUUUGUUUUAUUUCAUUUUGUUUUACUUUAUUUUGUUAGAAUAAUGGCUAGGUGUUCCAUGUAGGUGUAUAUGGAAACGUAAAGUGCCAUGUUACAUGUGACUUAAGCUAAAUAGAAUCCACAUGGCUUUUACUAAGAAAUUGAUUAAAAUACCUCAAAUUCUUUCAAACCUA
Molecule: messenger RNA, 4824 nt
Organism: Galeopterus variegatus (Sunda flying lemur)
Lineage: Eukaryota; Metazoa; Chordata; Mammalia; Dermoptera; Cynocephalidae
Gene: CCAR1
Product: cell division cycle and apoptosis regulator 1
Exons: 24
Coding region: 244-3420 (1058 amino acids)
Biological process (GO): regulation of DNA-templated transcription
Cellular component (GO): nucleus
Source: RefSeq, a predicted model, not a curated record